Molecule: messenger RNA, 21134 nt
Organism: Zootoca vivipara (common lizard)
Lineage: Eukaryota; Metazoa; Chordata; Lepidosauria; Squamata; Lacertidae
Source: RefSeq, a predicted model, not a curated record
GGCGGCGGACGGGACGUCAAUUUAUCCGCCUUAUUAGGACUAUUCUCCCUCUCUUAAUUGGGCCUCGUUAGGACCCGAACGACUUUCGCUUCCCUUCCCGGCUGGCGAGACGGGAGUUUGGGCGGCGCGGGGGGGGGGAAGGGGAGGCUGCCCUGUCUGCCCCUUUUCUCUGCCUCUCAACGGCCGCUGCCUUGACGUUGACGGGCCGCCAGCUGCGCGGGUUGUCUGCCUUCCGCGGGUGGCGGGGCGGGAGCGUCUCAUGACCAGCCGGCGACUGUCCCAAGCCCUGGGGGGGGGGGGUGAGAAGGAGAGAAAAGCGGCUCUCGGGCGCUUGGGUGGCGGGCAGCUACGCGUGUUGACGCUUGUCCCUUCUUCUGGUGUUUGCGCUUCUCCUGAAAUAGUUGCUGGCUAGACAUUCCGGGGCGGGGGAAGAAUUUCGCAGGCGCGCUUUAUCGCCCGCGGGGCUUCGGGGCAGCGCAAGCCGCUGGCGUUGCCAUCCCCGGGCCUAGGGGGCGGGGCUCUCCUCCUGGAGGCUGAGGGUCUGACGCCGCACGUCUGUGUCUCUCCCCUCCGUUACGGAGCUCUGCUUUACCUUUGAGAUACUACUAUCAACUUCCACUCCCUCGCCGGCAAAUUUAAUCCCCCGGGCCGUGAUAAUGACCCUCUGGAAAGUGAUUCCGACGAGGGAGGGGAUGUGCGAUGUAUUCCUGGCGGUUUAAUGGGCCCCAAGUGGAAGGAAAAUGAGGAGGUCGGAAUCCCUGGAAGAUCGGCCACGUGCUGCGAUUUCAAUGACGACCCCCUGGCUCUUGUGAAACGUCUCCCUGGCUUAUAAUGGCAGCCCCUUAGCUCUCUCCCCGGCCACUUGGCUCAGUCAGAGUAGUGCGCCACAAGUAGUUGGGGUGUUGUGUUUCGAAAGGCAUUUUGCCAGUAGGGGAGAAAUAAACGCAGCAAACUUAGAGCAGAGGCAGAUGGAGGAAAGAGGGACAUGAGGGAGAUGCUUUUUUAAAAAAAGUACAGGUUGUACCAGUACUUUAGUAAUGUUAUGUGGGUAUGGUUCAGUGCUAAACUACACGGAUACUUGCAUGGUUCAUGUAUGUGGUUUCUUGUGUGGGAAUUGCUGUACUGCACUUUCUCCCAUAAAUUUAUUAACUUAUUCUUAGGAUACUAAUAUAUGAGAAAAUACUGCAUGUAUAUGCUGCUUCCUUUUUCCAUGUACUGCUCCAUUGGUUGCAGGAACAUACUAGAACAGUUUCUCUUGUUGCAGAAGAGGGAAGUGUUGCUGGGAGACCAUUUUCUGUACAGUUUUACAUGGUCUGCAAUUUACUUCUUUCAGUUUGCUAUAGCUUGGUCUUUUUUCUUCUUCAAUUGCUUUUAGAACUAUUCACUUUUGCCACUUACAUAAAACAUUCAUGUAGUUCCUAAUGUUUCGUUUCCUUACUAUGUUCUGGGUACAAUAGAGAAACAGGAUAUUGGGAAGUGGCUGUCAAGAUGGACAAGAAGAGAGAGCAUUACUGUAUCUAUCCUAUGCCUCUGUGUAAUGUGUUUUCAUUGCAGUAUACUAUACUGCUAUGAUGGCUGCUGCUUGCUUUGUCCCUUGCUAGGGUGGAAGCAUACUGAAGUUGGCUGUCAGACAGAGUGAUCCUUCUGCUUCCUUCAGGGUCAUACUACCUGUUUCAAGGCAAGGGGGAAAGUUUUGGGGUAGACAAACAGAAAGGAUAGGGCACAGAAUGGCUUGAGAAACUGAUUUGAGGGGGGGGAGGAAUGGAGUUAAGGGAAUGAGCAAAAAGCACUUCUUCCACCCCAAGAGAAAAUGGGAUAUUGGUUCCAAUUUCUAAAAGUGCCUGAAACUGCAUACCUUUUUACUUUCUCUCAGAUAUGGGGAGUGGCUAUCUUGAAGAAUACUGCUCCUGGUAACCCUGAGAUCACUGGAUGGAAUAAUGUUUAUGAAUGAAAUUGCUCUUUGAAUGUUUUAACAGUUUUGGAAUGUUUUUGUUUUUAAAUUGUGGAUCUAUUUGCUGCCCUGGACUCCUUCAGGAGGAAGGGUAGGGUAUAAAUUCAAUCCAUCUAUAUAUAACAAAAUGUAAAAAUCGUGAAAGUGUGUGUUCCACUUUUCUCCGUAACCGCUUGACCGAUCGUCCUGAAAUUUUGACAAAACGAUCCAGGCCACUCCCCAAGCGUUGUUGGGAAAGAAAAUCCCUCAAAUCUCACACCUGGGCAGAUAUAUACCUGGUUUUCCACCAAGUCAAACAGCGCCCUCAAGUGGCGUUAUUCCCUCAGCUCCUCCUCCUACACCCCCUCCCUUCCUGUGAAAUCUACACCACACCCACAAACCAAAUGACACCAUCAACCAAGCAACUGAAACCACCAAGGCGGCCAUUAUCAGACCCCUAGGCCCCUGCCAGGCUGCCAGGCCGCCACUAGGCCCAGGGGGGGGAAGAGGGCGAGCGCCCGGACCGCAGGUCGCAGCACGGCCUUUGUUUUAUGUAGCCCCCUGCCAGGCUGCCAGGCCCCCACUAGGCCCAGGGGGGAGGACAAGCACAUGGAUUGCAGGCCGCAGCACGGCCUUUGUUUUUAUGUAGGCCUGAGGCUCAGGGGGAUCUGAAGGGGGGUUAUUACCCUCCGUUUCACAGACUAAUCCACAGCAACGCGGGAAGGGCCAGCUAGUCAGUCAAUAAAAAUGCAACACUUAGAUAUAUUACUGAAUGAUGGUGGAGACUGGCCUCUCUCCUAUGGGGAGGGGAUAGAGUUCCUUAGUCCUUCCACUCCAAAAUCAUAGGCAUUCUAGUUGAUUGCUAUACCAUUUUGUGGUGGCUUUGUCUACUAUUCUGGAGUUGGAUUUUUGUAAACUGUAAAUGCCCAAUUAUUCACUUGAAAUACAUUUGCUUGCAUUUGGCAGCUGAAUGUUUGUGCAGAUUUUUGCUGCCCUUACAAAAUUAUUUAGUGUGAUUCCUGACUGCAUUUUGUGUGCAUCUGAUCAUUAGGUUUGUUCUUUCAAUUCUGGUUUCAUCUAGUGAGAACAUUCCCAGUGGAGUGUUAAAACAUACUGAGUUGAUUUGCAUGUCAUGUUCAAGCCAGGGGUACCUAAUCUGUGUCCUCCAAUUCUUGGUUGACUGCAGUUUCCACCAUCUCUAAGAACAUAAGAAUAGCCUGCUGGAUCAGACUAGUGGCGCAACUUGUCCAGUAUCCUGUUCUCGCAAUGGCCAAUCAGAUGCCUGUUAAAAACCAGGAUUCCAGCAACUGGUAUUCAGAAGCAUUGCUGCCUCCAACUGUGGAGGUGGAGCACAGCCAUUAUGGCUAGUAGCCACUGAGAGCUCUCUCCUCCAUGAAUUUGUCUUAAAAAAAAUUCUCUGCACUUUCUCCAUUCCAUGCAUAAUUCUAUAAGCAUCUAUCAUGCAGCCACAGAAAGCCCUCUCCCUGGUUCCAAUAAAAAAAGAUAUAUAUUGGUGUGACCAGAAGUAGGAUUAGAAACAAACACACAAUCUGAGUACAUAUUUGUUCCUUCAGCAUGGAUUAAAUCAUGUGUCUCUGUUUUGCUUUAAAUGAGGCUUGAUUAUUUUUUGCUUGCUGUCAUGCAUAGCUGUCAAUGCAAAGAUAGAGGUAAUCCAAUCUGUGUGUCUCAGAAUGAAGGCUGAUUGGUGGGUUCAUGAAGGGAUUUUUGUCCUUGUAAAAUGUGAUACACCAGAGUGUGUAUCAUCCCUGACACACUUUAAAGCAUAUGGAAUCUGGUGCUUUCCAUUUGCACUUGUCCUUAAUAUAUUUCUUGCUGUAAGAGUAGCUGCAAAAUUGGAAAUACCCGUUUUGUUUAAUUCGAAAAUGCACUGUCCUGAAGAUGUCUUCAUUACUUUUUCAUCUCUGGAUGAUCUUACAGAUGUCUCUGGACACUUUUUUCCAGACAUAUGCUUUUCCAUCACCAUUUGUGUUUCUGGGUAUCUGGGCAGUGCUUGUUUAAUUUAAAUACAGUACCAUUGUUUAUGAAGAAGUCAGCCUAGUCCUUGAAGUCCUCUUCUUACCCAGGGGUCUAACUUAUCUAAGAGCCCAACCUUAUCAGCUUAAAUCUUGCCUUGUUUUCCAGCAAAUAUUUCAUGCCUACCAUCCACAUCAUCUUUUCCCUAGCUUGAGCUUCUCUUCUUGGCUUGCUGCAUAGUGAUUUUCUUGCUGCCUGUCUCUGAAGCUGAGUUGCAUGGAAGUGAUAAGCUCAUUGCAAUGCAGAGGUUAUCUGUACAGGCCCCAGAACUAGGAUCUUUAAAAGUAUUAUUAUUAAAAACUACCACUCAUUUAUUUAUUUUACCAUUGUGAAACUAAAAUUUUCUUAUGCUGUUCAACCUACCUUUAUUUUUAAAUUUAUGCAUGUGAUAAGAAAGACAGUUACCUUAAUUUCUGCCUCCCCCAAUUUAUUUUUCACAGGAAAGUGAAUAUCAUAAUGCCCAGAGCAAGCUGUCGAAAUUAUGUCUGUAUUUGUCACUUUGCUCUUGAAUUUGUCUGUAUCACCCUGUCUUUUUUAUGAAUAUAAUUAUAACUAGUCUGCAUGCAGAUCAUUGUCUGUCCCAUUGUUCAGAAUUUUUCUGUAGUAUCCACUUGUCCAUUAACAUUGAAAAGUGGGUGAGUUUAACAGAUUUUCCCCUGUCAAUUAAGUUUCCUUGCAUCUGUUCAUGGCAUCUAGAUUUUUGGUUAUAUAAAUUGGACACUUUCUUCACUAAACAUAUUUUGCUACAUUUCUAAAUGUGAAAUAGGUCCGUUAACUGUCACUGGGUAUGUAUAUAUUAGCGGGCAGACCAGAAGCUAGUUUCUUUUAGCAACCAUGUAAGGGUAAAACUGCUGAAUUUUUUUACUCCUCAAGAGAACGUGGAGCUAAAACAGUUCUUCGUGUCUUCUGUAUUGGUACAAAUGCUGCAGACUAGCUUGCAGAGUGGAUGGCCUUGUGUGUCACAUUGUAUUUCAACCAGGCUUCCAGUCUCUGCAUUUGCCAACCUGUUAGUUUGUAUACAUUUUUGGUACAACUGGGGGCCCAAGAAAAAGAUGACAAUGUUGGUGUCUGGCAGUGCUAAUGGACUUGAAAUACCGGUAUAUAUUGCUGAUAAAGUAACCAGUCUGUGAAUGGGUUAGCUCUGAAACGAUAAAUAUUUUUCAUCGGGGGUGUUUGAAGACCCUGUCAUCGGUUGGGAGAAAUAUACCAGUAUUUAUGAGAGGGCAUUAUAAAUUCUGUAAUUAUUUGAUAAUGUGGGCCCAUAAACUUUGAGCUGGCAUACACACCAACCAUUAUUACACAUAGAGAACUUGGGGGUGGGGUGAAUUUGUAUUUGGGUUGGAGCUACCAAACCAGGGAGACAUGUGCUGCUUCUGCCUUUGAAGUCCAGUGCAAAAUGAAAGGCACUGCCCCAUAGGACACUGUGUUCUAAGGUUUUGCACCACAUAUUUUUACUGCUUGUUUCCUGUGAUGGUAUCUCAGGAAUAUGGUGUGCUGCAUUUUGAUGCAAUAUUAUCUCCCAGAUAACCAGAAAGAUAUAACAUCCAUGAGCAGUUCAAAAGCAUACUGGCUUGAGUAGAUAAAUAGAUAUCACUGUGGCCGGAAGGUAAAUGACAUUUCCAUGCACUCUCACUUCCGUCAUGGUGUCACGUGCCAUAAAUGGUUUAGUCAUGUUUGCCACAUGACCCGGAAAGCUGUCUCUGGACAAACGCUGCCUCCCUUGGUCUGUAAGUGGAGAUGAGCACUUCACUCCAUAGUCAAAUUUGACUGUACAAUGGUCAGGGCUGAUGGGAGUUCUAUUAUUAUUAUUAUUACUACUACUACUAUUACAGUUUAUUAUCCCCCCUUUAUCCUAAGAUCCCAGAAUUAAAAUGCAACAUUAAUAUUAAUACAGUGGUCCCAGCUCCUGCCAACCUAGCAGUUCAAAAGCAUGUCAAAGUGCAAGUAGAUAAAUAGCUACAGCGGGAAGGUAAACGGCGUUUCCGUGCGCUGCUCUGGUUCGCCAGAAACGGCUUAGUCAUGCUGGCCACAUGACCUGGAAGCUGUACGUCGGCUCCCUCGGCCAAUAAUGCGAGAUGAGCGCCGCAACCCCAGAGUCAGUCACGAUUGGACCUAAUGGCCAGGGGUCCCUUUCCGCAAAACCAGAAAUAGCGUCCCAGUUUGAGAACUUUACCUCUGUCUAAGAGUGGAAUCCGAAUGGUGGAAGCGCACCAGCGACGGGAGGCCUCAUUAGGGAAAGCGCGCCGUGGUUUAAGAACUGUUUCGGUUUAAGAGCAGACUUCCGGAACGGAUUAAGUUCGUAAACCGAGGUAUCGCUUUACACGAUUUUCCACAAUAUUAAAAACAGUUUAAAACAACUUAAAAUUGCACAAAUAAAAUGUGUCCUAAAAAUAUACAUCAAGUGUCAAAAGCAAGGCUACAGAGGUGUAGUCCAGAGCAUAUGGUGGACGCCAGGUUGGGGAAAGCUGCUCUUUUCCCACUUUCUGUAUAUAGACAAACAUUCACAAACACACACACUGAUUACUUUCCUCCCAUCUUUCCCCCUAUGUUACAUGUUACCUGGAGGACAGUAGCCUCUUGAAGGAGCCAGAAGGUUUAGCCUGUAAGCCUUGCCUAUGAAGAACAAAAACUUAGUUUAUAGCUGUAACUGGUGUCCAGGAGAGAGUUCUGUUUAGUUGAUUGCUGCUGUUCAUUGUGGAUCAGCUGCAGUGGUGUGGCCCCAAAGGAGAGAUUGCCCCUUUGGGUGUUGGGUGUAUGGUGAAGGCAGUUGGGUGUGGAUGUGCUUGCUUCCACAGCCCCAAAUGAGAGAUUCAAGUGAGGCAGGAGGGGUGGAUAUGAAUGUACAGUGGUACCUCUACUUACGAAUGUUUUUACUUACGAAUGGAGCUCCGUCCACCAUCUUGGAUGCGAUUUUUUCUUACGCAUUUUUAUAUAGGGUUGCUUCGACUUACAAUUUUUUUCUCCCAAUGCAUUCCUAUGGGUUUCGACUUAUAAAUGUGCAUUCGGAACGCAUUAAAUUCGUAAGUAGAGGUACCACUGUACUGGCUUCCAAGUUAGAAAUGCAAUGCUGGGGAAUUGUGUCUGUUGUGUGAGCAGAUUGCAACUCACAAAUAGUGUGAUUGGAGAUAUUUGUUGAUACAGUAUUGUGAUCUUAUAUUGUUUGGCAUUUACAGCCGUACCUUGGUUUGAACAUUUUGGCUCCCGAGGAAGCUGAACGUCCGGCAGGGCUUCCGAUUGGCUGUAGGAGCUUCCUGCAGCCAAUCAGAAGCCAGGCUUUGGUUUUUGAAUGUUUUGGAAGUCAAACAGACUUCCACAAUGGAUUCCGUUUGACUUCCAAGUUAUGACUGUAUAGUACUUUUAUAAUUUUUUGUAUUAAUAUGCUGUUUGGGGCCUUCAGACUAAAAGCUGUUUAUAUACAUAUCAUAACAUGAAUAUUUGCACACAAACAUGCAAACAUUGACAACCAUGAAACUUAACAUCAUAACUUACUUUCAACACUCUCUGUACCCAAUGCAACUGAAUGUAUGUAUGAAGAUACAGAGUGCUCUGUGUGUGUUUAUACAAAUAUUUGCCUUCUACUUACCCAGUGAAAUGUUUUAUUUCCCUUAAACAAUACAGUCGUACCUUCGGGGUACAUAAGCAGCAAACCCGGAAGUAUAUUUCCGGGUUUUUGCCGCAUGUGCAGAAGCGGUCCCACCGGUUGCGGAAACCUCGGGAUCUGACCGGAGUUCCAAAGUGGAUCCCGUCCACAACCGGAGGUUCCACUGUGGAGAAUUUUAACUAGGUCAAGUAAAGUUGUCCUGUUUGGGUGUGGCCAGUCUGUUACGUGACUGGCAGUCUUAUGUUGUUAUACUAUACACACUUGCUUGGAAGUAAGUUUCCUUUGAGAUCAAUGGGAUUUACUUAUCAAUAGGUAUUGCACUGAUACAGUUAUCUACAUUACAGUUGUAUUCCAUCUGAGGAGCUUAGUGUUCUAGCUUUGCAUAAACUUCGUGUUGUAAGUUGUCCUGAGAGAUGUGAGCUCCUUGUACCAGUAAAUGUUACAAGUGAGUGACCCACUUUCUCCAGCCGUAGGCACUGCCCUGCUAGUCUAGUCCAUUAUUCAGUUUCCAGGAAAGAGAAACAUGGAAGAUGGAACGAGCUUUUUUUCCUGCUAUUCCAGAGGGUAGGAACUGAGCUAUUGGAUUCAAAUUACAAUAAAGGAGAUUCCGACUAAGCAUUAGAAAGAAAUUUUUGAUGAUGAUAAGAGCUGUUUGACUGUGGAACUGACUCCUUCGGGAGGUAUGGACUCUCCUUCCUUGGAGGUUUUUAAGCAGAGUUUGGAUGGCCAUCUGUCAUGGGAUGAUUGCAGGGAGUUGGACUAAAUGACCCUAUGAGUCCUAGGAAGAUUGCAAGUAGCCUUCUUCUAUUAUUAAUCUUCUAGUCUCUGGCAUCUUGAGGUAUGUUUUCUCUUACUAUGAAAAAGCUACUUAGCUAUCAUCUGUUAAUUUUAAAUUCUUUUAAAAAAACAAUCUAGGCUAUUGACCAUCACCACAUUUUAAUGAAUUCUGUAAGUUGUUGAUCCAUUGUGUGGAUUGCUGCUUUUUCCAUUGUUGACAUAACCUGACCCUGAGUUCUAGUGGUAUGAGUUGGGGGACUCCCCAGAACAGAUUGUUUUUUUGGGGGUGGCUUCCGGGGGCAUAAGCAGAUUUCUGUUGUGCAAGUGGGUGGACAUCAUUGGUCAGCUCACAUUUUCUGUACUGGGAUGGCUAAUCUGUGGCCGUCCAGAUGUUGUAAGGCUACAACUUACAUAGGGGUUAUAUCAAGCCAAAUCAUUUUGCAUGUCAAAUGACUUCUGCAGGUGCAACAGAACUUCCACUCCCUCUUUUGUCUGGUGCAAAGCCCCUGUCUGAUCUGGGGUUUCCCCCAAGCCUCAGAGCAGAUUUGGUGGCAGUGCAGGGGGAGGAAGGGGAGAGGGAGUUCCAUUGUGCUCACAGAAGUUGCAUACACAGUGAUUUAGGUGGAGUCGAUCUAUAAUUGCUGACCAUUGACCGUGCUGGCUGGGAUUGAUGGGAGUAUGAGGUCCAUCAACAUGUGGAGGUCACAAGUUAAGGUCCCCUGUUUACAUUAUUUGAGUAAUUACAGCAGGGCAGUCUUUAGCAUAUGCGCCGCCGGGGUGCAAAUACCCAGUACCCCCAAAUUUAGUUUAGCUGCGCCCAAAUUUUUUAGGGGGACAAACUCAAAGUCGUUGGGAAUAUUGGACUCUGUGGAGUAACAGAGCGACGGAGGAGGGGGCAGGGACUUUCGCUCCAUUGCUUUUCACUGCCACCAAUUGAGAGGGACUGGUAUACAGUAGGCAUACAUUUGGUGCCCCCCAGAAUUUAAUGCCCCGCACCCCCGGGUAAAGACUGCGCUGAAUUACAGCUAGUUUAGACACCCCUCAUUGUAUGUGUGAAGUUAGGAAUUUUUUACUGCAAUGAAUAUCCCUUUGCUACUCAUUUGCUAUUUUGUUGCCCAUUUCGUAUGCUUGAAAUUUAGCCAAAUCACUGGGGGCUUGACAAAAUUGCUGCAAAUGCAGGAUGUGAUCCAUGAGCUAUCAGUUGACCAUUCUUGCUGUGUAUUAUAAAAGCAUGAAAGAAGGAUUUCUUUGGCAUUGCCCAAACCUCAUGGGGGACUGUUAACAUGAACAACCUGCCACAUGGAGCCAUACCCACUUGGUUGAAUUGCAGGUUGCCAUCUUCUUUAGUUUUUGUACAUAAACAAGCCAUUAUCUCUUGUGGACAGACAUGUUCCUACGCUGCCAAGGAUAUUGGACUGAGUGUUGCAUUCCCUCCCCCUUUAGUAAAUUUAAUAAGCAGCAGAGCUACUGGCUUAAAGGAUGUCUAGAGUAGUUUGUAAACUAAAGUUUUAGACUACCAUGAACCAGUGUCAGGAAAGUGGCUUUGGUUCUAUUAUGAGAGGUCACUUCACUGGAUCUAUAAGUUUUGGUCUCAGAGAGAUGGCUCAUAUAUCACAGAGAAGCAUACUUGUUUUCUGUUGUAACAUGCAAAGUGGGACUCUUAUUUACUGCUUUUGCUGCAGUUAAAUAUAGUCAUUCCCCAUUUUGCAUGUAAUGGCAGAAACACAACCAACUCAUACUUCUGCUUCCCCCCCUCGAGGUUAGAAUCCUCUGUCUUUAACCUUAAUUGCUUAUUUACACUCCUCAAAAGAGAUGAAUAUUGAGUGUGAUGGGAAAAAAGAUUAAAGAAGUUGGUUUACAUAAUCAUAACAACAUAAGAGACUAGCUGGAUCAGACCAAAAGCCCAUCUAAUCCAACUUUCUGUUCUCACAGCAACCAACCAGACGUCUGUGAAAAACACUCAGGCAGAACAUGACACAUAACAGCACUUCCUACUUGUGUUUCCCAGCAACUGAUAUUCAGAGGCAUAUUGCCUCUGAUAGUGGAGAUAAUACAGUUUUUGUGACCAAUAGUGAUUGAUAGCCUUAUCAUCCAUGAAUUUAUCUAAUCUCCUUUUAGAGUCCUCAGAGUUGGUGGCCAUCACUUCAUCUUGUGCAAGUGAAUUCUGCUGUAGAAAAAAGUGCAGAAUAUCCCACCAUUCAGUUUCAUUGGGUGACUGGAUUCUGAGAGGAAGAUCUACUGUAUUUACAUUUUCUCUACACACUUAAAUUUUACACAACUCCAUCAUGCCCCCCUUAUUGUCAUUGUUUAAAGUAAAAAGCCCAAGCCUAAUCUUUCCUCACAGGGGAGAUGCUUCAACCUCCUAAUCAUUUUGUCUCUCUCUGUUCCCAUCUUCAUUUAUUUUUAUUGAGGUAAAUUAUACUGACUCAUACUUCAACGAAAUCCAAAAGUGGUUAAUCAUCUAUGUAUAACUAGUAAGUUUGAGCACUACAGCUUCUUUUUAGGACAAUGAGGACACAACUGCCUUUAACAUGACAGUCAUUCUCCAGAAGUGGUUGUUGAAACAGUAAAUAUAAGCCAUCAUAUUACCAGGCACUUAGCUUCCGACUAGCCAGGAAAUAAACAAGCUAACUAAAUGGAGAUUGGUACAUUCAACAGGUAUCAGAGUUGAUUUCUACGGUAGUUCAGAAUUAGCCUUGAAGGCACUAAGGAACCCGAACUUCAAAUGAAAGAAGACGCUCCAUGGUAGGUGCAGGAAAGUUAAUAUGCAUAAUUUACCCAGCUUUUUUUUUUAGAACUGUGUGUCAGUUUGGUAAAACUUGCGUCUGAAGAAGGUUUAAACUCAUGUGUGGGAAAGCAAUUUUGGAAAAGAAGAAAGGACUUCAACUUAAUGCCAGGGCUUGAGAGUUUAACACUGAGAAUUUCAGACUGAAUUGUGCAUUGCAGUGGGAAAUGCUAUUGAUGAUUUUUUUUCAUAUCUUGUAGCUAGCAUAUUAAGAAAUGACUUCUUUGGCCAGGAGUUUCUAAAGUUCACCUUGUUUUCCAAGUGAAAUUGGGAAGCUUACCAAUAUGUUCAAUUAGGAUUUCUCCCUGUUCUAUACUGUAUGCAAUACUCAAGGCUGAAGUGAAAUGUUGUUCUAUUGAAGGAAGUAGAAAUCUUGCCCAGCCCCACAUAGCAAGCAUGUUGAGCCCAGUUAUAUAUAUGUUGAGCCAGGAUUUAAUAAGCUUCCACCAUCUCAUAAAAUGUGAUUAGUUGACCUCAAACCAGAAAAGCAGUGUAAUGAUGCUUGGUUUAAGAAUAUUCUAUCUAAAGAAAUAUUUAAGGGCUCAUACUUUUGUGGUAGUGAGUUUGAUUGGAAGCUAUGAAGCUAGUUUGUGUUCUUUUCUGCUCUGUUGCACGCAACUAUCUUCAUGGAUCUGACACUCUGUUUAUCUGACAGUGCACUCAGUACUGCUUUGCCAGGGAAAAUUGCACAAAACAAGCCCAGUGCAUCAGCAUUUUCAUUGUGUACUGAGCUGAGUCUCUCUUCACAUGGUCACAUCCCCUUUUUAAUCCUGGUCCUCAUGUUUCUUUCCCAGUCCAGCCUGUUUUUGUGGUGUCUGUUGCUGGUCUCCCUAAGCUUGUGUUCUUGUGGUUUGAGUGUUAUUUUGUGUGGAUCACUGUGUUAAGACUCUAAGAAAUUAAGUGGUGGUAUUCAAUUGGUUCGACAGGACAGUGAUCUAGCAUUAGUGGUUUGUGGUAAGCAGAGAAGUGAUGGCUGCUUUUAAGUUGGAUUUCCUCCCAGAAAUGAUGGUGGAUCAUUGCUCCUUGAAUGCCAGCCCUAUCUCAAAGAAAAUGAAUGGCACACUAGACCACCCUGACCAACCGGACAUUGAUGCCAUCAAGAUGUUUGUUGGCCAGGUCCCACGGAGUUGGUCUGAAAAAGAUCUGCGAGAUCUGUUUGAACAGUAUGGUGCUGUCUAUGAAAUAAAUGUCCUGCGGGACAGGAGCCAAAAUCCUCCUCAGAGCAAAGGAUGCUGUUUUGUUACAUUUUAUACCCGUAAAGCUGCACUAGAAGCACAGAAUGCUCUUCAUAACAUGAAGAUUCUCCCAGGGAUGCACCAUCCCAUCCAAAUGAAGCCAGCCGACAGUGAAAAGAAUAAUGCUGUGGAAGACAGGAAACUGUUCAUUGGGAUGAUCUCAAAGAAGUGCAAUGAAAAUGAUAUCAGAAUGAUGUUUUCCUCCUUUGGGCAGAUUGAAGAAUGCAGAAUUCUACGGGGUCCUGAUGGCCUAAGUCGAGGUUGUGCUUUUGUGACUUUUACAACAAGAGCUAUGGCACAAACAGCAAUCAAAGCAAUGCACCAAGCACAGACCAUGGAGGGAUGCUCUUCUCCCAUCGUGGUGAAAUUUGCAGAUACCCAAAAGGAUAAAGAACAGAAACGAAUUGCACAGCAACUCCAGCAGCAGAUGCAACAAAUCAGUGCUGCAUCAGUUUGGGGAAACCUGGCUGGACUGAACACACUUGGACCCCAGUAUUUAGCACUUUAUUUACAGCUCCUUCAGCAGACAGCGGCUGCCUCCUCUGGAAAUAUGAACACACUGGGCAGCCUCCACCCAAUGGGAGGAUUGAAUGCAAUGCAGUUACAGAACCUAGCUGCAUUAGCAGCUGCAGCCAGUGCAGCUCAGAGCACACCAAGUGGUACCACUGCACUCAAUUCUUCUAACAGCCCUCUAAGUGUGCUCACCAGUUCAGCAGGAUCAUCACCCAGUUCCAAUAGCAGCUCCUCUGUUAACCCAAUGGCUUCUCUUGGAGCACUACAAACACUGGCAGGGGCUACUGCAGGCCUCAACGUUGGCUCUUUAGCAGGAAUGGCAGCCUUAAACGGUGGACUAGGCAGUGGUGGUCUCUCAAAUGGCACAGGGAGCACUAUGGAGGCCCUAACUCAGGCUUAUUCUGGGAUCCAGCAAUAUGCCGCUGCAGCUUUGCCCACACUUUACAACCAGAGUCUCUUAACACAGCAGAGUAUUGGUGCAGCUGGAAGUCAAAAGGAAGGUCCAGAGGGAGCCAAUCUGUUCAUCUACCACCUCCCCCAGGAGUUUGGGGACCAAGAUUUGCUGCAGAUGUUCAUGCCUUUUGGGAAUGUUGUCUCCGCCAAGGUUUUCAUUGACAAGCAGACUAAUCUGAGCAAAUGUUUUGGUUUUGUAAGUUAUGACAAUCCAGUCUCUGCACAGGCUGCCAUCCAGUCAAUGAAUGGAUUUCAAAUUGGCAUGAAGCGACUGAAAGUACAGCUCAAGCGCUCUAAGAAUGACAGCAAGCCAUACUGAGCGCCCCUCCCCUCUGGAACUGGAGUGAGAAGGAUCUUCUGGUAAGUUGGGGAGGAGUGCGCCUGGUGAUUCAAAAACUCUUUAAGGCUGUAUUUUUACAGUCACAGAAGCUGAUUGAUGCCAUUCUAACUGGCACAUCUUCCCCCGAAGACUCGGCUGCAGCCUCUACUGGGAAUUCUUCGGAUGGAGGACGAGUUUGUGAUUCUGUUUCCAGUGUUUUACUUUGGAGUUUAGGUGCCAUAUCACUGAUUAUUAUUUUUUUAAGUUUGCUGUGUUUGUAACCAGUGUGUUUUGAGAAGGACCAAUGCCAGCCACCUUGGGGAGAUGGGGAGAUACCAGGUGCAAUUGGAACUGACACUGCAUGACUUAGACUUAAGAAGGAGAAAAGACCUAUUGCCAGACCCCAAGUUAUAUUCAUGAAAAGAGGGAGGGAGAGAAUCUGAAUCCAAAUCACUUGGUGGCUGGUUAGUGAACAGACCCUCAAGGAACAUUGCCAAAUCCUCAUUUGCCCAGCUUUACUUAAUUAAUGCCUUAUGAGAGAAUGUUAUACUGAGUCACUAGGGUGGGAGAAAAGUAAUUAGGUGAACAGAUUCAUGUAUUAAAGGAAAACUGCAGUACUUAUGAGUGUGUGGUCAGCUUACAAAAUGAUCCAAUUAUGUUUCUAGAGCAAACAUUUACAAUCCAGCCAGAACAACCUUUUAAAAAUUGGAUACUUCCAAUUUUCCAGUAUUUGUUGUUUAAUGGAAACUAGGCAAUUUAUAAUGGAGAUAUACAUCUUAGCCACACAAUUUGCUCAUGAUCUGCUGCAAAUUCUGUACGUCUUGAUUGAAUUUCCUUUGUGGCUUCUGCCCCAGUUUUACAGCUUGUACAUAAAGAUGUUACUAGAAUCAAUGUUCAUAAAGCACCAUUUAAAUCCUAAGUACUAAACUGACAGAUGGCUUCUAAAUAAGCUCAUGGUUCUUUGAUUUCUGACAAUCUGCUUUUUUGCGCACACUCUUUAGCUGAACAUCCAGAAUAAUACUGCCCCAAAGAUCACAUUUUUUUUCUUAUAUAGAUUGAUUUUGCGUAUGUUUCUAUUUUGCUACAUUGCAGUUUUCCUUUGAAUGCAUGUGCCAAUAUAAAACACAGAGGGCUGAAUCUGCUGCACAGGAUCUUGAUCCUGCUAUUGUUUAUCACCCAAUAUAUUUUAACUCAGAAUUCUUUCCCUUCUAAUACACGCUUAUUUUUUUCCACACGUAUGAAUUUGCCAAAAUGUUAAAAGGUGGUUUGUUUUUUUUGUACACACUGAUGACAUGGGACUAAAGGGAACUUUGACAUUCUGGCCUCAGCCAUGGCAAGAAGUCAGCGUAGAAGCUAGCUCUAAAGCUACAAAAAGCCACCUCUAUCUGUGAGGAAAUGAACGGUGUUAUAUAUAGAUUCACUGCAUUCCUGUGUCCUCAGUUUAUUUGUCUCUGGCCCCAUUUGAUUAUAAUGUUUUUUUCACAGCACCCCAGUUAACCCACAAAUUUUGUGUUUGGGAAUCUUGUUUAGGGAAGCGGGGAGCAGGGAUAUAUAUAUAUAUAUAUAUAUAUAUAUAUAUAUAUAUAUAUAUAUAUAUAGCUUUCAGUUCACUCUGUCAGGAAGAGCCACAAGACUUGUUGAGCCUGAAAUGCCAUUUAAGAAUGUGCCAGAAACUUGGAAAUCAAACAUAACCAGGGACUGGGUCCCCUGGUAUAUCAAACCUCAGAAGUAUAAGAUGUAUUGGGCCUUCCUUCUCAGGUUCAAGUAAUAUUUUUCUCGUGAAUUUGGAAGUAUUGUUGAUGCAAACUGUCAGUAUUAUAAAGCACACAGAAUGGUGGCAAAAAAAGGUUGAAUGGUCAGAUUGCCAAAUUUCCCAUUUAUGCUGGCAUUUGGUACCCUUCUGUGUUCAGUAUUUGGGUCUAUUCAGAAGCAUAUGCAUACAUUUAGGUGAACUGUAUACAUUUGAAUUUUGUGCACUAGAAAAAGUUGUGUCCUGAUAUUCUGAGGUGGGGGGGGAGUAUUGGAGUGUUGAGGCUUCCAGAGUUGUCAUGGGAUUUUUAAAAAAUAAUAAUAAUAUACUUUUCGGGGGGUCAUGGUUGGGAGCAGCUGCUCCAUUUGCAACCUGAUAUAACCAAGAAUGUUGUUUCUAUUUUUAUAGAAGUUUUAUACUGCUCCAGGGUGGAGAAUAUUUAUUAUCUAAAUUAUUUCACUGGAAAAACAGGGUUUUGCAUAAUCCUGAAUGUGAUUGUGUUACACAUACAUACAGCAAUGUGCAUGAUUAAAACUACUGACUUUCACUGACCUGUCUGCAGUUGGAAGAGCUGCUAAAUAGGAAAAGAAUUAAUGCUGUGAACUAGUGGAGAGGGAAAGCUGUGCUCAAGUUUCUCUAUAGUCACUUCUCCCAGUACUUCCUCUCCCCUGCUCCCUCAGUUACAUUUUUGUUUUGACUACCCAAAUUAGUUUUCUGUGAAUUAUCUGUUCGCUCACCCUUCUAUUUAGUGUCCAUAAUAUUUCUAAACAGUGUAUAUGCUCUCAUCAUGGAAACUGUGAGGCAAAUCACCUCCUGUUAAAUUAACAUGACAGCAAGUGGGUAUAGAUGGUUUUAUAAUCUGAGAAGUAUGAUAUAUGUGAGUGGUCUCAUCCCACAUGAGAAUUGCCAAAGUAAACUUUCCAGGUUAAAUCUUAGAAAUCAGGACUCUGGUGUGUAUUGGCAAAGUUGCUGCGCCUUCCGUGCUGGUGCUCUGAAUUACUUUUAACUAGAGGACUUUAACUCCAUAUGCCUCUCCCCUCCCUCAAUUUAAUUCUGAUCUGCCCAUUCAUGCUUUUCAAAACAAGUAAUAAACCUAAGUCUCUGGAGUAGGUUCUCUAUUGGCAAGGAAAUCGUGCACACAAAUUCAGCUUUCCACUUUUAGGAUUAUGGCCUAUCUGUCACAUUGUGGGUUCUGCAUAGUUUUAAAUUUCCUCCGCCUUCUUUCCUUUCCAAGUUUGAACAGGUCCUUUGACAUAAAACCCUGAAUGUUACCUUUUUGCCUAUCCCUGUUUAUUAUCUAUAUUUGAUCCAAUGUGACAAAGGGAUCAAAUUGGAAAGCACAGCCAAUUUUAGUUGUUCUUUAUUAAGAAAUACAGGCUGCUAUGUAUCAACUUAAGUUGUAUUUAACCUAAAACAACCAUAGAUGUAUUUUAGAUUAAAACAAGUUCUCAGAAUAAAUUGAGUGACUGGUAACAUGCAGAGACAAAUCUGGAAUCAAUAAAAGAAGAAAUGUUGAACUGAAAAGUAUUUUGGGCAGACUUUGGCAUUCCUGAGGCAUAUCACUAUCGCCAUCCCCCAAAAGCCUUAUUUUUGUAAUAAAAAAAUGGCUCUCAACAACUGCUGAUGAAUUUGCCUCACAAUAAUCUGCAUUUCCUCUGUAACAUUUUAACUUGAGUAUAGUAUAUCCUUCAGCCUUGUGAGUGUGUCCUUGGGGGGGGGGGGAAGAGACAGAAUCUACUUUUCAGAUUCUGCUUGACAGUAGAAUAGCUUAGCACUUGUAAACAGAAGCUCAGUUUUCAUUUGGGAAUUCACACACAAAUAGAAAAAUAAACUUUUAAACACUGAAAUGAAAUGCAACCGUAUGUUUUAAAUCAGAAUAUUAUAUGCCUUUAAUCAUGAUUGGAAUAAAAGUUACGGUAGACCUAACAAGCCUGCUUUUUCCACUAAUCACAUGCUGCCUCAGACAGUUUUCCAUGUCAUUAACAGAAUGCUUAAAUGUAUUUGUCAUGCAAAUCACAUCUCUUGUGUUGUGCCCUUAUUGGAGAUUCUAUCAAUUCUGAGAAAAUGUCAAGAUGCUCAGACAAAAUUCCUUCCACUCAAACUGGUAACAGUGACUGUAGAACUUAUGAGAGCCCAGAAUUCCACCUCACAAAGUCAGGGAGAAGGAUUUAUUUAUUGAAAAAGUUGCAAGUGUUUAUUUGUAGGUGUUAAAUAAAAAGGGCUCAGCUGAGGCAAGUCUUGACUUGCAAUAAAGUCUUAAUUCCUUCCUAUUUCAUAAGGGUUUCACUUCUAUUUAUGUAUCUUGCGUCAUUUUUUGAUUCUAAAACCAACAGCCAGUAUCCUUGUUUCCUAAAGAAUAGCUGAAACAGAGGAUGGAUUGCUUAGGCUACUACUGCCUAUGUAUGUCGCAUGAUAGGAAAGAAGAAAGUAUAAUCAACCAUCAACCCCAGUUAUUCCUCCUGUGUCCCCCAUCUCUUAAAAUCACCCUGGAACCACAUUUUAUGGAUUCAAGAUCUAACAGAGGGGGGAGUUCUGUGUUGUCUUCCUCAAGCAGAGGUAGCAGGAGCACUGUCUCAGGGCUGUGGUGAACACACAGCUGUCUGUAUGCCACUAAGCCAUAGUCCAUUCUGUAGCUAGUGUCUAAAGGAAAUCCCAGGCCUCUACUUCUAUCUGGUUUCUGGUAGUUUUGAUAUUUAUUUAGUGUCUUAUGCACUUCAACUUUUACUUGUUUGUUGUUGGCAUGUGCUGCCCUUCCCUGUCAACUCCCCUCCCCAAGAGGUCUCAUUGUACAGUGCCCAUUCUUGUUCUCUCUUUCUCACUCUCACUCUCUUUCUCUCUCUGUUUGGAUGUACUGCUCUGUGUAACUCAGUGGGUCUCCUUCUUUCUGGUUUGUUUUUUUUUCUAGAUUCCUGCCGUUUGUUCAUCGUUGUGCCUAAAGCAUGUCGAUGUGGCGUUCAAGUACAUCGUCCAAAUCCUUGUCUCUUCAGCUUCUCUGAUGCUUGAACUCUCACCUUUGACCUUGUGUUGACUUUUUGAUGCUGAUGUGUAUUUUUAUUAUGUUUGUUUCUUUUCUUUUUCUUUUUUUGUGCUGCCAAAUUGGUUUUGCUAGAAAGACUGCUGAAGGGGAAUAUUUAAACUUGCAUUUGAAUAUAAAAGAAUUCUAUUUUUCUAGAACUUCGUAAGAUAACCACUUGAUUUUGUGAUUCUGAUUCUUUGUAACUGUCUUCAGAGCAGCCUUGCUAGCAUACCUCGUGGAGUAUUGUAUUUCUGUGAACAUACAGCCAAUCACUUUCUAGGCUUAGUUUUUUCUGUGUGCUUAGUUUUAAAACAAAUCUUUGAAGGAAAAGGUAAAAUGAUGUGACUUUAAAAAUUUUGGAGGCUUCUGGUCACAUUUUGCUGAAUCUAUUUUCUGUGCUUGAGGAGACAGCAUGUAUUCUUUGACUUGAGUAGCCUCAGCAGAAAACACUUGAACUACACUUUCUCCUGAUUGUAGCUGCAUUUUUGCCCUGGCACUUACUGUUUUUUUUCCUUCCUGUGUGAUUAUCAGCCUUUGUCUGCAGUGAAAUUUAAUCAAAGUUGAUGUUGUAUUUUGUUAAACCCUAGCAUGCUUAGUUUUUUGUAACUACAGUAUCCUCAUUAAAAUGUGAGAUUUUGUUUGUUUUUUUCCUUUUAAAACUCAAAUAACGCCCUUGUAAACGUUUUGCAUGUUUCCUGCUGUGUUCUUCACAACCUUGUGUAUAUAAACACCCUUCACCUCUGUUUUCUAUAGUUUGUGCAAAAACUGAGUAAUUCAAUAGGUUUCAGAUCUAUCCUUUGUUGGAUGCCAGACUUGUGGUCAUAUGUCACGUAAUGACAUCUCCUGUGCAUUUAGACUGCUUUACACAAUAUCUGCACCUUGCUCUAUCAUCACAGCUAUUGAAAGGUCUCAGGGGGCUAGAUUGCACUGUUCAGGUGGUGGCGGCGGCAGGGAUAGAAGGAAAGGUGUGGGGUGUUUGCAGUAAUAUUGCUUCUAAGAUCCAUUGGAGCUGAAGCUCUUUUGGGGUAGCCUUAAUUUGUACCUCUUGUUUAACAUGUGGCUUGCUUUGUGAGGUUUAGCACCAUUAAAGCUCAGUGGAUGGAAGCUUGAUUGCUCUCCAGUCUUUACACUUGAAGUAUCAUGUUCUGCAUAUCCCAUAGAAGGAAUCUGUAAGUUUAGGCACAGAACUGCUGACUCUUUCUCCAAGCGACAAGCACAAUAUAACAGCCUAAUAGCUGUUGCCUGAACAGGGUACCAACCCCGGCUCCUUUUCUCAGGGGCCUUAGCUGGGGGAUGAUCUCUAUAGAGAUUUUUUUUUUAAGUUCUUAAAUUGGGUAAGGAGUCAUGCAGUCUUUCUUUCUUUCUUUUUUUCUGGCCUGAUGAAGAAAUAGCAUGGAUUAUCCUUCUCUGGGAAGCAUGCUUCAGCCUUCCUGUAUAAAUGACCUACUGUAGAAGCUGAGACUUAGUACUGGGGUUCACAGCACCUGAAAGAAACUCCUGUGGUAGGUGCUAAAUCACAAGGGGGCAAAGGGUUGGGGAAGCUAUAAAGGAACUUCAGACAGGAGAAAGGAAUGUGAGCAAAACUUCGUAGAGUAGGGAUGUACGGGAGACCUGUCUCUAGGCCAUAUGGAGUGUUCUAGUCUUUAGGACAAAAAAAAAAUCCUGCUCCAUUGUUGGGUGGGUAAUAUUUCUCCAUGCUUGUUAGAUAAAUAUGCAUAGGUAGCUAUUCCCUCAACCUUGUGAUCUUCACCUUUCGAGGGUGAGAGUUGCAUGCAAAGAGAUGACUGCAAAUAUCUGGGUAUACAGCUGUGAGAUAGUUGCUCUUAGGCUCACAGUCGCAAUGCACAGGGAUGUCUGAUGGCAGGGAAUGUGAGACCCUGCAGUGUAUUGAUUUAUUUUGCCAAUACAUUUCUUUACAAUGUGCAUAUAGUUUCAUGAGGAACUUUGGGGGAGCCUGUGGAAACAAAAAUUUCUGGAGAAAACCAAAAUGCCAAACGUUGGAUGUUCCUUUUCUUCUUUCCUUUCUUUCUUUGGUUGUUUUAAUUAUUCUGUGGUGGUUUUAAUAAAUUUGAGACAGUAACGCAGCAGCUGCCUUUUAUUUCUGGCUGCUUUUUGUGAAUAAUUAAAAGAAAAUUUACAUUUUGGAAACAAACCUGUGGGCUUUUUUAUUGGUACACACAUUGUAUUUAACACUAGGGGUUUUGUACAGUUUUUUGCCUUUUCUACUAGAAAACAAUGUAAAGUGAUUCACAAAUGUGACAAGAAAACAAAUUGCCACUAUGACCAAAUGUAGAGUCUGUUCUGCAGUAACAGGAUUUAAUCAACUCAAAUUUGUGAUUCUGUUGUAGCAAUGCUUUUCUUUCCUUGUUUGAGCUGUUCCUUUUUUCUUGUUUGAUUUGCAAAAUGUCCUUUUUGUGUGAAAUUGUGUUGUACUCUGUAGAAAAUUAUGGCUUUUACUUUAAUGGUUUAAAAACAGAAGCACAUGUUGCUUUUCUGAUCACGGAGUUUGUGUAGUGGAUUUAAAAAUGAAAGUUAUGUUAAGUUUGGAACAAGCGAGUAUGUAUUAAGGAAUUUUCUUCCUUUUGUGUGUGGUUUCUUUUUGUCCCACUGGGGAACCUAAUGCCGUUUUAAUUGCACAGACACACAGACAAGAAGUCAUUUUGUAUAUGCCAAGUGUGGUACCUCCCUUUGUUUAUUUGCUAUUAAACUGUUUGAGAAGAA